AUGUCAGAGCCAAUGUUCACAUACUGUCGGGAAAUACUGCCGGCGAGCUCAGUGGACCGGUCGGUCAGCCUGAGUUUCACGGGGGCGGGCAAGACGGAGUUGGUCUUGGCACGCGGCAAUGUGCUGGAGCUCUACGAGGUAGAAUUCGUCAAGCGGCGGCAGGGACAGUAUGGCAGCAAUGAUGAAAGCAGCCGAGACGUUCCCAGCGACGAAUACAUGCACCGGAGCGCGAAAGCAGAGGAGUUUGACUUCCCGAUGAUCACAGGCGGCGCGCGACGCGGGGGCAGGGGCGGCGAUCCGGGUGACAGCAAAGUGCCGCAGCUGCAUCUGGUCGGGCAGUGGAGCCUGAACGGGGCAAUCAAGGACAUGAAAGCAGUUCGGUGCGGGACGCGCGGGCGGCGCGGCAUCGACAGCCUUUUGCUGUCGUUUUCAGAGGCAAAGAUGUCGCUGGUAUCAUUUGAGGCGAGCACGCAGACGCUGGUAACGGAGUCGAUUCACUACUACGAGCACGAGACGCUGAAGCCCAAGUCGUUCAACGACCACCAGACGUGCGACCUGCGGGUGGAUCCGGCUGGGCGGUGCGCGCUCCUGCGGAUCUACGAGGACCAGGUGGCGGUUCUGCCGCUGAUCGCACCAGACGAGCCGUCGCGUAACGGGACAAAGCCAUACAUGGACAGCUACGUGAUCAACCUGCGAGCGGCGGACAUUGAAAUCCACAAUGUGAGGGACUUUGUGUUUCUGAACGGGUACCUGGAGCCGACGCUUGCGGUUCUGCACGAGCGGCAGGUGAUGUGGGCGGGGAUGGCGGAGAAGCGACGCGACACGUGUGUGGUCUCGAUGGUGUCGCUAGAUUUGGGACGACGGGUGAUGUCGGUGAUCCAGACAGCCAAUGGACUGCCGUACGAUAGCCACACGAUAGUGCCGGUGCCGCAGCCGAUCGGUGGAGUGGUGGUGAUGGCGGCGUGCUCGAUCUCACAUAUCAGCAACGGUACGCUGACGUGCAUUUCGGUGCUGAGCAAGCUGGCGUGCUAUGGCAUUGGGGUGCAGAUGCGGGACUUUAUCGACCGCACGAACAUGGAGCUGGAGAUGGUGCUGGAUCCAAGCCGGUGCGGACUGGCGUUUGUGCGGGCAGACACGCUGGCGCUGUGGACGCAUAUGGGGCAAGUGUUCCUGGUGCGGCUGGUAGGCGACGGGCGGCGCGUGGAGCGGAUGGUAGUCAAGCAGAUCGCAGGUAUUGACUUCCGCAAGGAUGAGCAGCGACCGCAGGAGCACAGCUGGGACAUCUUCAAUGUGCUGCCGUCCAGCGUGACGGAGUUCCACAUGGGCAGUGAUGAUACUGCCGAAGACGACGCGCAGCUUGUGUUUGUAGGCGGGCGUGACGGGCGCUCGGUGCUGCUUGAGAUAAGCGAGGCAGCAGCGGGCAGCAGCGGUGCGACGGCAGCGGCCAAGAGUGCCAGCAAGAAUGAAGUUGACGACAUUGACGCAAUGCUCUAUGGCGACCAGGGCAUGGGCGCGCAACACACGCUGAGCGCAUCAGCAGGUGCAGAUGGCGGCAACAGCGACGGCAAUGGGCGGGCAGGCGACGGGCAGGACGCGCUGGAAGGCUGGCACCGGCGGUUCAAGUUCACAGUCCACGACGAGAUCCUGGGCACAGGGCCGAUCGUUGGGAUGGACGUGGGAGCGUCGGCGCUGGCAACCUCGCGCAGCACUGGCGACGAGGGCCUGGAGCUGGUGACAUGUGCAGGCAGCGAAUGGCGUGGCAGCCUGCGGGUGCAGCAGCGGCAUGUACGGCCGGAUGUGGUGGCAUCGUUUGAUUUGCCUGGGGCGCCAGUACGGCGGGUGUGGACGGUGCGGUGCCGCAAAGAGUACAACAUUGGCGGAGUCAUGCAGGCGGCCGACGACGAGUCGCUGGAGGACGUGGCGGAUACGUUCAUGGUUCUCUCACGCGACAGCUCGUCGGCGGUGUUCCGGGCAGGCGACGAGCUGAGCGAGCUGGAGCGCUCGGGGUUCUGCACCACAGCGGCGACGGUGGACGUCCAGGAGAUCCUGGGGCACACGCGCGUGGUGCAGGUGCUGGCGGAUAGCGUGCGUGUGGUCAAUGCGCAGGGCCGCGAGACGCAGACGAUCAAGCUCGAUGUGGGUGUCACAGUGACCAGUGCGCAGAUCAGCGAUCCGUAUGUGCUGCUGAAGACCAGCGACGGGCGGUUCCAGCUGUUCGAGGCCAACACCAGCACGCGCAAGCUAGCGCCGGCGGCAUUGCCAGCUACGCUCAGCGGCAUCGAGGAGGUUGUGGCCACCGCGUUCUUUGAGGACACGUUUGGGGUGCUGACGUCGACCAAGGAGUGGAUCGAGCGCAAUCCGGAGCAGUAUGCCGAGCUGCUUGACGAGUCAAGUCGCACCAAGUCGGGCGACGACGCCGAGCUGGACUAUCUGUACACGGACCGCACGGCGGAGGGCAAGCGGCGAGCAGGUGGCAAGCGCAGGCAGGACGGCGCGCGGAAACGGCAGCGCGGGGCGGGCGCCAGCUACGACGACCUGUAUGAAGACGAGGAGAGCAACGACAGCGACGCAGCAUCGACAGGCGAGCCGGCAGAUGGCGGGGAGAUAGCGGGGGCAGGGCGGCAGGAGGUGGAGCGCUCGGGCGCCGAGAGCCGCAUGUACCUGGCGGUUGUGUGGCAAGGCGGCGACCUGAGUUUGCUGCGACUGCCGCAACUCGACGAGGUGUGGCGCACGCCGCGGUUUGACUACAUGGCCGAGGUGCUGGCUCCGGUGACGGGCGGCUCGGGCGAGCCGGACGAUGCAGCGGGUUUCCAGCAGGCGACGCGGCGGCUGGACCAGCUGGGAGUGGUGCAGUUGGGCGGCCGCGACCUGCGCAACACGCACCUGGUGGCUGUGACCACUGCCGGUGAGGUCGCAGUGUACCGCGCAUUCGAACACUGUGCACGCGACGCGCUGGACCAAGCGCAGCAGGUGACAGACGACCAGCUGGCGUUGCGAUUUGUGCGGGUGCCACACAGCGUGCUGGCAUAUGAACCCGACUACGAGGCUGAGGUGCGGAAGGCCCAGCGGCGCCAGGCACGUGCGUUCGACGCCUGGAGCAAGCGAGAGAAAGUGCGGCUGGAGCGCCUGGCGCUGGCCGAGCGGCUAGCACGGGAGCGUGCACGGGAGCGCCAGCGCCGCGAGGAGAACGACACAGUAGCCGACUGGGGCGAGUCGGACGACGACAACGAUGACGAGCACCUGGUGGUUGAGGCCGAACUGGACAUGGAUAUGGGCGAGGACGAGCCGGACCUGUCGGACGAGUUCGACAUCGACUACGACCCCAGCACGCCGCUGGUGUCUGCGCCCAAGCUGGCAGUGCUGGAAAAUAUUGGCGGAUCCGCUGCCGUGUUCGUCGCCGGUGCGCGGCCGAUGCUGGUGCUAGUGGGCCGCAAGCAGCACGCGCGUGUCCACCCGGUGCGGCUGCCGGUGCGGCUACCGCAGACGCUGCUGCCACGCUCCGCCGGUACUGCCGCCGAUUUCGACGCGGUGGCCGCCGGGCUGCUGGCGCCGCACCAGCCGGUGGUGAGCGUGGCGCGGUUCCACAGCUCGCAGUGUCCGCACGGCUUCAUUGCGCUGACGCAAGCUGGCACGCUGGUGGUCUGUGCACUGGCAGUGUCAGCGCAGGCGGCGCGCGGUGGCAUCGAGUACGACUCGGCGUGGCCCGUGCGCACCAUCCCUGUGGGCACCGCGCACUCCGGCAUCAGCACUCUGGGUGGCGUGGCCUUCCACGCUCCGUCUGGCAGCUAUGCCGUGGCCGCUGCUGACGUCACGCCGUUCUACAUUAAGGAGCCGGACCCCGAGCUGGCCGCACGGCUCCGCCAGGCACUGGACCCGCAGCAGGCGCUGAUCCCCGAACACAAGCGUCCGGAAAUUCCGCACCACGGUCCGCCGCGCCGCUGUCCGGUGACGUGGGAGACGGUCGAUACACAUGCCUUCGAGGACAACGAGCACAUCACCUGCAUGAAGACGCUGGAGCUCGAGUCACGCCAAACUGCCGGUGGUCGCCGUGCCUUCCUGUGUGUGGCCACUGCCUUUGUGCUGGGCGAGGACGUCAGCUCGCGCGGCAAGGUCUACAUCUUCGAUAUCAUCGAGGUCGUUCCGCUGCCUGGCCGCCCACAGACCAGCCGCAAGCUCAAGCUGGUCUGCCAGGACGAGGUACGUGGUGCCAUCACUGCGCUGGGCGAGCUGCGAGGCCAUCUGGCUGUGGCUGUCGGCUCCAAGAUGUAUGUGCGCGUGGCCUUCCUGGACUGCCAGACGUGGGUGCGGUCGCUGGUUGGCAUGAAGGGCUUCCUGCUGAUUGCUGACAUGAUCAACAGCCUGUGGUUCGCCGGCUUCCAGGAGGAGGGCCCCACCAAGGUCCAGGUCCUGGGCCGCGACUUCAGCAACAAGCUGCCGGUUGAGGCCGCUGACUUUUUGGUGCGUGGCCACCAGAUGCAGCUUCUGGCUGCUGAUGCCUACGGCCAACUGCACUUUUUCCUCUACGCCCCGCACGACGUCCACUCGUUCAAGGGCCAGAAGCUACUGCGUCGUGGCGAAUUCAACCUGCACUCGCGCGUCUCGGCCAUCAAGCGCCUGGUCGGCCGCUCUGCUGAUGCCCAGCAGGUGUGUCUGGUGGCCACGGCUGCCGGCUCCGUCAUGGCUGUGUCAAUGCUGGACGAGCGCACAUUCAAGCGCAUGCACCGCAUGAACACGCAGCUGGUCCACGGCGUUGUGCCGCUGGCGGGCCUCAAUCCGCGCGAGUACCGGGCCGUCCCGCUGCAUCUGCGCCAGUACCACUCGCCCAGACGCACGGUGCUCGAUGCCAAUCUGCUGGUGCCCAUGUUUGCCCAUGGGUCGGUGCUCAGGCAGCGCGAGACCGCCCAGCGUGUCGGAACCACCGCUGACCGCGUCCUCAGAGACAUCGUCAGCGUCGAGCAGUGCUUUGCCUUUACGUAG
Linderina pennispora is the source of this 4977-nucleotide messenger RNA. RefSeq lists its product as uncharacterized. Gene Ontology annotation, cellular component: nucleus; mRNA cleavage and polyadenylation specificity factor complex. Bases 1 to 4977 code for a protein of 1658 amino acids. The record is from RefSeq and is a predicted model, not a curated record. NCBI's taxonomy places the organism in Eukaryota, Fungi, Kickxellomycota, Kickxellomycetes, Kickxellales, Kickxellaceae. Gene Ontology annotation, molecular function: nucleic acid binding; protein binding. The transcript has 6 exons.